UGUGAGUUCGACCUAAUGUGAAUUCAUCGUGUCGCGUCCUGCCAUACAGAGAGGUACGAAGGAGACGCCGACCGACGACUUCGCAGUCUCGAGUUGAAUCCAGCUCGAACUUCCGCGAACAUCCAGCUCGACGUGGUGUCGAUCAUCUUCUCCGUCUCUGACAACGCAUGCGCGGUUCCUUCCGAUUCCUCGAAUUUCGGUCGGAAAAGCGAUUCCGCCCUCAAAUAGUUGAGAUCACGGAACAACAUCGAGACUCAAAUCAAAUCCGAAUCCCCUGGCGGUUUUCUCCCCUUCGUCGCAUGUUCUGAUACUCAUGCGAGAACUCUUUAGGCGAUAAUGGAAUUGCCGAAGCUCGCGUACUUCCACAAGUACAUCAGGAUCAUUUUUCGAGCGGCGGUCCGCUCGGUUGAUCCGAAAGUUCUUGUCCGGAAAAAUGUGCGGAUCGUCGACAAAGAGCUCGGCUUCAAAGUGGGCUCUUUCGAGGGGCCAGUUUACCGAGUGAAGCACAACAUCUACAUCUGUGGCUUCGGCAAGGCCGUGGCGCCAAUGGCAGCUCAGCUGCAAGAGCUCUUCAGACCUCACGUGGAAAAAGGGGUGAUCAGCGUUCCGAGUGGCUUCACGGAGUUCUCCGAAAAACUCGAGAAGAGAAGAUGGCUACCCGAACACCCCAUCGAGGUGAUCGAGGGGGCCGCCGGCAACAUACCCGAUGAGAACAGUCUGGAAGCCUCCGGGAAAAUCGUCAAGCUCAUCAAAGGUCUAUCUGAGAAUGACAUUCUUUUCGUGUUGAUUUCCGGCGGAGGCUCAGCGCUUUGUCCGAUGCCGAAGCCGCCGCUCACGCUCUCGGAAAAACGCCAGAUCAUACAACAUCUCUCGAAAGCCGGAGCAACGAUCCAGGAACUCAACAAGGUCCGCAUACGCCUCUCUGCUCUGAAGGGAGGCAAGCUCCUGAAGCACACGAAGGCUCAGGUGAUUUCAUUGAUCCUGUCCGACAUCGUGGGGGACCCUCUCGAUCUCAUCGCGAGCGGACCCACCGUCGAGUCGAGAAUAUCGAGCACGGAUGCGAUUGAAGUUUUGGAGAAGUACGAUUUCAAAAUCUCGGAAACCCUCCGCGGAGUGAUCGAGACGGAGCCCGAUGACCGGGUCUGUUCUUCGUUCUCGAACCAUCUGAUCGGAUCGAAUAGGGUGGCGUUGGAUGCCGCGAAACUCAGCGCAAAGUCGUACGGUUUCCACACGAUUGUCGCGACAGACCGCCUGACUGGCGAAGCUCGCGAAGUCGCGAAAAAAAUCGUCAAGAUCGUGGACGGCGACUGCUCAGGUCUGGGCUUGAGUGCCGCUGUUGAGGAGGAACUGAGAAGCCUGCCGAAGGAUACGCCGAUUUGCGUCCUGUUCGGGGGAGAAACCACCGUCACGGUCACCGGUGAGGGAAAAGGCGGCCGGAAUCUGGAGAUGGCUCUGGCAGCGGGUAUGGCUCUGGAAGAGCAACAGAAGGAUGUCGUUUUUCUUUCGGGCGGCACCGAUGGCAUUGACGGUCCCACUGACGUUGCGGGCGCGAUCGUGGAUCAGACAUACGUCAAGUUCAAGCGACAGAAGGGAUUCGAUCCUCUCGAAUACCUGAACAACAACGACAGCUAUACGUUUUUCCAUCCGCCCGACUUGAAGCCAACCGCGGAGGAGUUUUACGCGAUCCUGAAGACCGGCCACACCGGCACCAAUGUCAUGGAUGUUCAAGCGUUGAUGUUCCUAACAGAUGCGUAGAGUUCGCUCCACGUGUG
This is a messenger RNA of Galendromus occidentalis (western predatory mite), 1772 nucleotides long. RefSeq names its product glycerate kinase. Bases 337 to 1755 code for a protein of 472 amino acids. Gene Ontology annotation, cellular component: cytoplasm. Gene Ontology annotation, molecular function: glycerate kinase activity. The transcript is spliced from 2 exons. The record is from RefSeq and is a predicted model, not a curated record. Gene Ontology annotation, biological process: protein phosphorylation. NCBI's taxonomy places the organism in Eukaryota, Metazoa, Arthropoda, Arachnida, Mesostigmata, Phytoseiidae.